GCAUUCACAUUUAGAGUCAUCUGAUCUUGCAAGGGUUGGCACAGCACAGCUAAUAAUCCAACAGAAUUGAGAAGCUAAAAUGGAUUUUAAAAGGGUGCUUUAUUUUUGUGCACUGGAUUUGAAGCAGAUUAAAUAAUCUGGGAUAUGCUAUCAGGUCAUGAUUUGUAUGUUACAGCUGUCCAGUUUGAUUUGACAGUCACUCUUUGCAUGACCUGUUGACCAAGCAAAAGGCAGUGAAAACCUCUGAGAGUCAUAGAUGGACAGUGGAAACAGGAGUGCAAUAAAACUGACUGCAGUGAUAUUGAAUGCUGAUGGAGUGAUUCAAUAGAUCAAACAGCUGAGCUUCUCUGCAAGGUACAGUUAUUUUCUAAAAUAAAGCCACAAAAGAAGCUGGAUUAGCUCAUGCCCUUGACUCCCACUUCAACUUUAUAAUACAUAUACUUUACCGUUCCACUUAAACUUGGACUAAACCUUCUACAAGAGAACGAGCAAACAAGCAUGAAAGGCUACUUGCUUUUGAUUUCGAAUGUUAUCAUAUUAAUAUAUGAGGUUCAUGGAUGUCCUGAAAAGUGCCUAUGCCAUCCACCUUCGAAGACAGUAGACUGCAAGAAUCGAGGACUUGUUGACAUUCCCUCCCAUUUACCUUCUGAAACUCAAAUCUUACUGUUGCAGAAUAACCACAUUUGGAGAAUCAAUCAAAGUGCAUUCACUGGAGCACCUUGGCUCAAAAUUUUAGAGCUGUCUAAUAAUUCGAUAACAAGUUUGGCAUCAGGUGCUUUCCAAGGGCUACGAUACCUACAGGUUCUAAACCUAACCAAGAACUUGAUUCAUUAUGUAGAAAACAAGACUUUCAGUUCCCUCCCACAGCUGAAAGAACUGGAUUUAUCUUCCAACAGGAUAUUAAGUCUGCCUGAAACUUUGGGGAAAAAUACCGGAAAUAUAACGUUAUUGUCUGUGAAACAUAACAAGCUUCAGAAAAUGGAAAGAGUUCUUCUGGAGUCACUUCCAAACCUGAAAGUUGUUCUUUUCAAAGAUAACCCAUGGCAAUGUAAUUGCAAUGUCUUUGGCCUUAAACUGUGGCUGGAGAGCUUUUUAUACAGAGGAGGAAUAAGUGAUGGCAUUAUCUGCUCCACACCUGAGAAUCGGAAGGGAAAGGACCUCCUUAAAGUUCCUUAUGAGAUGUACGGGGUAUGUCCUGCUACAGCUGCUCAUGUUACCCUGGCUAGUUUUCACCACCAUACCUCUGAGCACAGAAAUUCACUGAAGCAUGCUCAUCACAAUGAACACGGAGACAGUAGCCAUUCAGACUGUGAACCUAAACCGAAAUCAAGGCCAGUUAAUUUGCGUCAUGCGAUCGCCACUGUAGUAAUAACUGGAGUUGUCUGUGGAAUUGUGUGUCUAAUGAUGUUGGCAGCUGCUGUUUAUGGUUGUGCCUAUGCUGCAAUUACUGCUAAAUACCACAAAGAACACUUGGCCCCAGCAAUAGAACAGGGGAGUCCUGAGGAAAAAGAGCCAUUUGAUAGCUCCUUGGCUUGAGUGAGUUUUGUUUUUGGUUUAUCUAAAAUAAGAACCCUCAGUUUAGUCCAAAGCCUAGUGUCUAAGUAGGAUUGAUUUACUCAUUACUACUGUAUUUUUCUUUUUCACAUUAAAAAGUUUCUGUGAAAAUAUUCUUUGGGUAGCACUUUAUGUCAAGAGUAUAAAUAGAUAAAUUAAAUACUUUAUACUUUGUAUAUUCCUACAUUCUGAAGUUAUUAAAUAACAACAUGAGUUUAAAAUGAAAAAAAAUGUUGAUGUUACCACUUUCAAAUAUUCUGGUUUAUAUUAACUGGGCCCUGAGGUAAAAUUGAUAUAAUACAUGGCAAUUACUGAGAGUUACUAGCCAAUAUGAGUGAGCUUUUAUGGAAUGAAAGAUAUGAAGCAGUUUUAAGCUAUUUGCUGAAACUUGCCUUAUAUGUACCUAGAGAACAUACAAUAGAAAAGAAGUUGUAAGUACAACUAAUACAAUAAAAUUAGGCACCAGAAGCAGUUUAGUCAACCAAUUUGAGUAUUUUAAAAAUAAAUUAUUUACACACAACUUUUUUCACUAAUCUAGAUGCUCCAAUAUAUAAAAUACUAUUCAAUGUUGCAUCCACAGUGCAGUUUAUGAGGUAGGAAAUCUAUAGUUAGGUACAGCAUUUCAUUUCUAGAGUCUGGCGAGUCUGUGCAAAGACAUAAAUAUCUUUCUUGAUUUUGGGGGUAAGAAAGUGUAGAAGAGGUCAAGAUGGAAAAGAAAAGAAGAAGAAUUUUUUAGUUGGAUUAUGGUAUUCAAGUAUCAGGAGCUCGUGACAGAUACAAAAGAAGCAUAAAUAAAAUACAGACAUGAAAACCACCUUUUAAUCUACAAUGGACCAAUAUGCUUAUUUAUAACAAACAUUUCUGAUGAUCCUUAUACAAAAAGUUACAGAAGGCUUCCUUUUUGUAACUCUCAUGGUAUAUAUACGAUGCUGGGUUUGGUAUAAUGAAACCAACACAACUGCAUAUCCAUACAGCCCAGUUCACCCGAACGCCUACCCUAACAGAGGUUUCUAUUGCAUAAAGUUUGUUGUAAUAGAAGGGCUGCAGCCACAUUUUCAACAGAAAAUGAGAAGAGGAGAAACAUAUUUUUAAAGUGAAGAAGUAAUUUUCAAAUUCAUCAUAAAAAUCUAGGGCUGGAAGGUAUUUUAGCAGUCAUUUCAUCUUCCCCUUAGCUCUCUCUUAGUUUAGCCUGUUUUAGAAAACCUCCAAAAGGGGUAGAGAUGAACUAUUUCUAUGGUUAGAAGAUCUUCUCCUAAUUUAUAACCUAAGUGAUCUUUACUUCAAGUGCUUUCUGACUAUCUUAUUGGAUAGGAGACCUGAGCAGACCACAGAUGAGGAAGAUGUGCUGAUGAAGGGAAAGGAAGUCACAUUAUAGGACAUGAUGAGGUCCUGUAAUUCGUCCUAACAGGUCUUGCCUUAUCACUGGCCUGCUGGAGGGAGAGAAGAGAUGAUGGCGUAGAGGGAAGUACAAAGCCAAUCAACAACUUAAGCACUUGUUCAAGAUUCUGGUUGACUGAGGAACAGUAAGUUUCAUUAACCCCGUCUGCUUGUGAUUUCAGAAGACAUCCCACACAGAGCCGGACUUGGGGCCUUUCUACUAGGGCUGUUUGAAGCUUCGUUCACUGAUUCAAUUCAGCACAGAUUUGGUCAUAUCCGGUGGCUGAACCUCCGAAUCCAAAUCGAAUCAGGAAACCCUCUAAUCUCUCCAAAUCGAAUUGGAACCCUCCGAAUCAAUUCAGAGAGAUUUGGAAAGAUUUGACAAUUCAGAAAUAGACACAGCUUUAAAUGUUUUUUCUACAUAUGUGUAGGUAUCCAGUGGCUUGUGAAUGCUGAGAUACUGGGGUGGAUGGAACAUCCCACAGGAGCAUUUGUGGGGGGGGGAGGAGGGGACCCAGCAUACUCAGCAGCAGACCUGGAAGUGGACCAAAAGUACCUCUGAUGAGCACGGGCCCCCCACACUCCUGUGGGACUCGCCAUCUGCACAAGCACUACGGCAUCCAUGAGCCAUACCUGGUACCUCAAGGUAUGUAGAAAAAACAUUUAAAGCUAUGUCUAUGCCCAAAUUGCUGAUUCGCUGAAUUUGGGCUGAAUCUGAAUCUGAAUUGAAUAGGAUCCAUUUUGCACAACCCUACAUUCUACAGUGUAUUGGACAAAAUAAAGGUUGCCAUAUUGUCUAAUGGAUUACACCACAGCUUCAGAAUUGAGGCCAUCUGCAAUGAGCAGUGUGGAAGAAAAAGCAGGCUACUAGAUCUGCAACCACUAAUGGGAAAAAUGCAGUUGCUCAAACUUCUGAGGCUUUGCUUUUAUGAAAAUGCUCUUCUAGCCCACCUUAAAGCCAAUCUGAGCUCACAAUUCAACAAGAGAGGGAACUGAGUACAUAGAGCCUGGAAACUGGGCAGCCUGUAAAAAGACAAAGGGACAUUCAAUACCAUCAGUCAAUUUUUCAGAGACAAUGGGGUGCUAACAUCUGGCAGAGACUGGAUCAGGCAGAAAUUAGAUACCGGGAAGUGUGGGUUUACUAAAUACAGGCAUUUGAAUGGAAUUUGCCAUUAAAAAAAACAACUGUAUUUUCUAGCAUAUGGCACACCCACACAAACCUAUCUGGGAAGAAAGAAUGAAGAAAUUUUUUUUUCAGAGUUCGCAACUUAAAUUUUCAGCAGAUCUUGGCUGUUCAAUCAAAAGCUGAAACUGUAGCUUCUGCUGAAGACCAGAUUCCAUGGGCAGAGCUUGGAGUUUGAAAAAUCCAAGUCUAUUUGUCUGUGAAAUAGGAGAAGAAAGACUAGGAGUAGCUUAAUGGCCAAUUCUUCAACAAAAUUAUCAAAGAAAGAAUAGCUUGAUAGUGGAACAUCAAGAUCAUUAAAAAGGAGAGCGGAUCAUUAAUACCUGUUGAGUAAAUAGCAAUUAGCAGGAAUUAAGUAGAUUAAAAUGAGGCAUGAAGUCAAUUAACUCCCUGAGCAGUGCCUGAAUAGAAAUGCCACUGCUGCUAGUUUGGGCAGAAAAUCAGCUUUCUCAAUUAAAACAUGCAUCCCAAACUUUGAAAGGCUAAUUCUGAGGAAAAUGUACAUGUGGUAUGCAAACAAAUAUGGUGUUUAUCUAUCUAUCUAUCUAUCUAUCUAUCUAUCUAUCUAUCUAUCUAUCUAUCUAUCUAUCUAUCUAUCUAUCUAUCUAUUUAGCUGGCUUACCCUAGGGCACUGUCAGAUCCUUUUAAGGGGGCCACUCAAUAUAAAUUCUAAUAUAAUAAAAGCCUUAGUCCAUC
This is a messenger RNA of Alligator mississippiensis (American alligator), 4810 nucleotides long. RefSeq names its product leucine rich repeats and transmembrane domains 1 (gene LRTM1). The record is from RefSeq and is a predicted model, not a curated record. Bases 499 to 1536 code for a protein of 345 amino acids. Gene Ontology annotation, cellular component: membrane. Gene Ontology annotation, molecular function: protein binding. Gene Ontology annotation, biological process: regulation of presynapse assembly; axonogenesis; positive regulation of synapse assembly. The transcript is spliced from 3 exons. NCBI's taxonomy places the organism in Eukaryota, Metazoa, Chordata, Crocodylia, Alligatoridae.